This is a messenger RNA of Cynara cardunculus var. scolymus (artichoke), 1141 nucleotides long. Its product is annotated as thioredoxin-like 1-2, chloroplastic. Gene Ontology annotation, biological process: cell redox homeostasis. The record is from RefSeq and is a predicted model, not a curated record. NCBI's taxonomy places the organism in Eukaryota, Viridiplantae, Streptophyta, Magnoliopsida, Asterales, Asteraceae.
CUCCCACCAACCCAUUUCUUUCCCACUCCUUCCCCUUCCAAAUCACGACAUCCAUAUUUCUCUCUCAUCAUUCAAAAAAGAUUCACAUUUUUUCUGGGUUUUCAAGAAUUUUGCAUUUCAUAACAUCAAGUCGGUGUUUCUUUGUUAUCUGGAUUUUAUACCAUCUCAUUUGGUCAUUUCUCUGGUUUUUUUGGGGUGUGGAAUCUUGGUUGACUUCUUUAUAUGUUCAACAACAUCUCUCAAUGGCGGCUUCUUCUUCUUCAUUCAACCCUAUUAGUUUCCCUGCUUCUUUUGAAGAAGCCCUAACGAAUUCAAAUGGGUUUCUUUCUCCUUCGAUUGUUUCCACAGAUUUCUUGAAGAAAGGAUCCCAAAUUCCCUCAGAUCACAAGGGCUUAACUUCAAGUUGUUGGAAUGCUAAAACCCCUGUUCUUACACAUGCAUCAAAGUCUCUGAGCAAACCCAUGAGAUGGUGGGAGAAGACACUUCCACCCAACAUGAUGGAGAUCAAAUCAGCCCAAGAAUUGGUGGAUAAACUAUCAAAUUCAGGGGAUAGAUUGGUCAUUCUGGACUUCUAUUCACCUGGUUGUGGUGGUUGUAAAGCUUUACACCCCAAGAUCUGUCAACUGGCUGAGUCAAACCCUAAUGCAAUUUUCCUCCAAGUGAAUUAUGAAGCACUCAAACCCAUGUGUCAUUCUCUCCGUAUUCAUGUUCUUCCCUUCUUCAGAUUCUAUAAAGGGUCAGAGGGCAAACUUUGUAGCUUUAGCUGCACCAUUGCAACUAUAAAGAAAUUUAAAGAUGCAUUAUCAAAGCAUGGAACAGAUGGGGGUGAUGUUGGUGCAGCCAAAGGAUUAGAGGAAUCUGAGUUGUUGACUUUAGCUUCAAGUCAAAUCUCAUAUAAUUUGCCAUUAGAGGAUUUGCCAUUAAAAUCAAGUGAGGGGGAUGAUUUUGUUCAUGAAGAGACUAAUCCACCAAUCAACAACUUACUUGUUGCAUAGCUAGUUUUAACAAGGGUUCAAGUCAUGGAAACACUAUCAUUGCGAACCAUUGUGAACCCAAGAAAUCUUGGUGCAUCCGUUUUCGGUCAUUGAAGUUGUACAUAAUGUUUUUAUACCCAAGAAAACUUGUUUGAUUUGUGGUUGAA